This is a messenger RNA of Syzygium oleosum, 1212 nucleotides long. RefSeq names its product LEAF RUST 10 DISEASE-RESISTANCE LOCUS RECEPTOR-LIKE PROTEIN KINASE-like 2.4. NCBI's taxonomy places the organism in Eukaryota, Viridiplantae, Streptophyta, Magnoliopsida, Myrtales, Myrtaceae. Gene Ontology annotation, molecular function: protein kinase activity; ATP binding. The record is from RefSeq and is a predicted model, not a curated record. The transcript is spliced from 2 exons. Gene Ontology annotation, biological process: protein phosphorylation. Bases 352 to 1050 code for a protein of 232 amino acids.
CCCUGAUAGCUCUAGUAUCCAGGAUUUUAGCUAAUGUCUAUCCUUGUUAGUCAAUCAGCUACAGAUCCAUUAGCAUGUGCUUCCAAUUUCUCUAGAAAGAUGUCACUAAUUGAUCCACGAAAAGAGUUCAAGAGGAGGACUGAGCCAAACUGGUGAAAUUGUAAUCUUUUCACUCGAUCGUGGUCCUUUUUCUUUCUUGAAACUGAAUGUGCUAUAACCUCAUGAUGUUCCCUGAUCCUUAUAUCUUAGACACUUUGAACUCAUCAGUGUGCAAUUCGGUUGACACAUUUUUUACUUUUGACGACUGCUGUCUCAGGAAAACGAAAGGUUGGACUGAAAAUCGGAAUAGGAAUGGUUGCAUUAGGAGCUGGAAUUGUGGUCACCCUUAUCUUAAUGCUUUCCUUCACGAAUAAACCAGUGAUCAGAAUGAUUAUGGCUUUGAUAAAGCAUAGGAGCGAACAUUGCGAUGGUGAAAUGCAAAUCAAGGGACUCGUCUUUUCGAGAAGAUACACCUACAAAGACAUCAACAGGAUGAUUAACUCUUUUGAAGAAAAGUUAGGCCAGGGAGGCUAUGGCUUCGUGUACAAAGGCAAGCUUCGAGACGGUCAACUUGUGGCAGUGAAGUUGCUAAAGAAGCUGAAAGGUGAUGCAAAAGAAUUUUUCAAUGAAGUUGCAAGCAUAAGUAGGACUUCUCAUGUUAAUGUUGUCAGCCUCAUAGGGUUCUGUUUUGAAGGAAGCAAAAGAGCUUUGAUUUAUGAGUUCAUGCCUAAUGGAUCACUCGAGAAGUUUAUAUUCAACAGGAGUAACACUUGGGAGGUAGAUCAGCAAUUGAGUUGGGACACAUUGUACCAGAUUUCGCUUGGCAUAGCUCAUGGGCUAGAGCACUUGCAUAAAGGAUGCAACACGAGGAUCUUGCACUUUGAUAUAAAGCCUCACAACAUUCUCCUUGACGCAAACUAUUAUCCCAAGAUUUCUGACUUUGGUCUUGCCAAAAUAUGCCCAAGAGAAGAGAGCAUCGUGUCAUUGCUUGGUGCUCGGGGCACCGCCUGAUACAUUGCUCCGGAGCUGAUCAUAAGGAAUAUCGGAGGGGUUUCUCACAAAUCGGAUGUCUAUAGCUACGGUAUGAUGGUUUUGGAGAUGGUUGGUAAGAGGAAAAAUAUUGAAGUCACGGUAGAUCGAACCAGCGAAACAUACUUCCCUCAUUGGGUCCAC